CCUCCUCUGAUCGGGUAGCGUCUGGCAGCCAGAAGGGUUCACUUUCGCUGGGAUCCUUGCAAAUGUGCUAAAGAUGCUUCUAUCAUCCUUUUAUUGAUCCGGGCUCGAUCAUCAUCCUCGGUGAAUGGUAAGCCGUCGUUCACGUGGUGGAUGGACAGUGCCACAGUGGCACCCUCUGCCCUCCCCCAGUCACAAGCCUCUCUGACUGAGCACAUUGUCGGCCGCAAUGAGGAGAAUAACGGGCAAGGCGAAGGAUGAAACUUUGAUCGAGCUGCAGAACACCACCGACUUUCACACAGCAGAUGGCCUUGCCGUGCUGACUGCAUUCAGGACCAACCUGCACACAGAUGAAAACGGUGGAAAUGGUGUGAAUUCCCUAUCAGAGAGAGAAACACUGCCAGGACAUACUGAGACUGAGAAGUUACAACCCAACAAAGACACUGUGUUCUUUCGGGACGGCGUGCGGAGGAUCGACUUUGUGUUGUCUUACGUGGACGACAAAGACGGAGAGAAAAAACAGGAGAGGAGGAGGGAGUUUGAGGCCAACCUUGAGAAAGCUGGACUGGAGCUGGAGACAGAAGACAAAUCUGACUCCAAAGACCAAAAGACAUACUUCUUGAAGAUUCAUGCUCCAUGGGAUGUUCUGGCCACCUACGCUGACGUUUUGAAGAUUAAGGUUCCUUUCAAGGCUAGUGAUAUCCCUCACGGCCAGGAUGUUCCUCUGGAAUGGCUCUCGCAUCCUUUCCGCUUGCCGGAGCACAUUAUGCACCCUCAGCCUGAUUAUUUCACCUAUCCCUUUGACAAACGCAAGACUGACUUCUUCCUCAUUAAUGACAAGGACACCUUCUUCCCUCCUUCCACAAGAAACAGAAUUGUGUUCUACAUCUUGGCUCGAUGUCCGUAUUACAAAGACAGGCGACAAGAUAAAGACAAGACAGGGAUAAAGAGAUUACUCAGCAACGGGACAUACACAGCAGCGUUCCCACUUCAUGAUUGUCGUUACUGGAAGAGGGCAAGAGAUGCCGAAUGUGAGAGCGAGCGCUACAACUUGUACAAACACUGGGCCAGGUUUCUCUGCUUUUACAAAGAACAGCCGCUUAACCUCAUCAGGAAGUACUACGGGGAAAAGAUUGGCAUCUACUUUGCGUGGCUGGGCUUCUACACAGAGAUGUUGUUCUUUGCAGCCGUCAUGGGCUUUAUAUGUUUCACCUACGGGGUGCUUAGCUAUGACGACAACAUAUCCAGCAAAGAGAUUUGUGACCGUAAUAUUGGAGGCAGUAUCAUCAUGUGCCCGUUAUGUGACAAAAAGUGCUCUUUCUGGAAGCUCAACUCUACAUGCCUCUCAUCUUGGCAAUCCCAUCUGUUCGACAAUGAGGGGACUGUGUUCUUUGCCAUAUUCAUGGGGAUUUGGGUAACUCUCUUCUUGGAGUUCUGGAAGCGGCGUCAGGCGCGGUUGGAGUACGAGUGGGACCUGGUGGACUUUGAAGAGGAACAGCAACAGCUUCAAAUCCGGCCUGAGUUUGAAAUCAGAUGUACUAACAGGAGACUCAACAAGAUCACUCAGGAAAUGGAACCAUAUCUCCCCAUCACCAGCAAGUGUGCCCGCUUCUGCCUUUCCGGAACCACUGUCAUAUUCUGGAUCUCUCUGAUCCUGGCCUGUAUUAUCGGCGUCAUCGCGUACAGGCUGGCUGUGUAUGCUGCCUUUGCCAGUAUUAUCAAAGACCCCAUGAGGAAGAUCCAGGUGGUGGGCAGGUUCAUCACUCCACAACUGGCCACCUCCGUGACUGCCUCCUGCAUUAACUUUGUCAUCAUCAUGAUCCUCAACUUCUUCUACGAGAGGGUGGCUGUCUGGAUCACAGAUAUGGAGAUUCCAAAGACCCAUUUGGAGUAUGAGAACCGACUCACCAUGAAGAUGUUCCUCUUUCAGUUUGUCAACUAUUACUCCUCCUGCUUCUAUGUUGCGUUCUUCAAGGGAAAAUUUGUGGGCUUCCCUGGUGAAUAUUCGUACAUGUUUGGAAAGUGGAGCAAACUGAGGAAUGAAGAGUGUGACCCUGGAGGCUGUCUGAUUGAGCUGACUACUCAGUUGGUGAUUGUCAUGGCAGGAAAACAACUAUGGGGAAACAUCCAGGAAGCCCUGCUACCGUUGAUGCGAAACUGGUGGAGUAGCAGAAGAGGACGCCACCAUCCUGAGAAUCAUUAUAGCCGGUGGGAGCAGGACCACGUUCUGCAGAACUUCAGCCAGCUGGGAUUGUUCUAUGAGUACUUGGAGAUGGUUGUCCAGUUUGGCUUCAUCACUCUGUUUGUGGCCUCGUUUCCUCUGGCUCCUCUCCUGGCUCUCUUCAACAACAUUCUGGAGAUUCGGGUGGAUGCUUGGAAGUUCACCACCCAGUUCAGACGACCGGUGGCAUCCAAGGCCAGAAACAUCGGAGCAUGGCAGGAGAUUCUCAAUGCAGUCGCCAUAUUGUCCGUUGUUACGAAUGCAUUCAUCAUGGCAUUCACCUCAGACAUGAUUCCCCGUUUGGUCUACCUCUAUGCAUACAGUAAAGAGGCCUCCAUGUGGGGUUACGUGAACAACAGCUUGUCAGUAUACAACAUUUCACAGAUCCCUGAACACAACAUGCCAGAAGAACAAGCCAGCUGGUUUGAUAAUUCAACAGCCAACUGCAGAUACAGAGAUUAUCGCUACCCUCCAGGCCACCAGAAGGAGUAUACUCACACCAUGCAGUUCUGGCACAUACUGGCCGCCAAAAUGGCCUUCAUUAUCAUCAUGGAACACGUGGUGUUCGUGGUGAAGUUCUUCGUGGCGUGGAUGAUCCCGGACGUGCCCUCGGAUGUGAAGGCGCGGAUUAAACGGGAGCGCUACCUGAUUCAAGAGUACCUGCAUAACUACGAGGUGGAGAGGCUGAAACUUCAGCUGAGCGCGAGCUUCGUCACGGAGACAUCCACGGAGCUGGACAAGCAUGAAGUGCUGUCUGAGUGCCUGUAGCCGGGAAUACCAGGAAGGGACAUUUGAGGUUCACCUGCUGAUGGCAUCCAAAUGCUCGGGCUGAGAAAACUAUGCUGGCCUUGUUUCUUUGUUUUUUUUUUAAUGGGCUUAAUCACCUGCUAUAAAAUAUUCCUAUAUUAGGAUGUGAGCAUCUGCUUCUUGAGUGCAUGUAGCGUAUGUGUGCCAUAGACAAGUGAAAGGCGUCUAGAAGAUGCCUUCUUUCCUUCCAAGCGACAUCUAUUUAAGUCUUUUUUUUUAUUUAAAAUAUUUUGAUCUCCCGCAUGUGCUAACUUGUAAGAAAGUGUGCAAGGUUGAACGGCAGGACUUGUCAGAAAAAAGUUAUACUGUAUGUUGUACUGUACUGCUGAUGACAGAUAUUCUCAUUGCUGACGGUGUGUUAUUGUAGCCAUGGAUAUCCAGUAGAAAAGACUCCGACGGAUCAUAAAUAUGCGAGUCUGAUCUUUAGCUGGGCUAUAAGAUUGCCACGUGUGUUGCUUGAGUGUUUUAUGUUGUGUCCAAACAAAAAGAACCUCUGUCUUGCAGCAAAGAUACUGUAACAAUCUAAUGUACUUACUGUUCAACCUGAAUUAAAAGUUGCAACAAUAAUUCACCACUUAUGUUCACCACUUUCAAAAAUAUCAACUAGACCACGGAUGUCCAAAGUGCGGCCCAGGACCCAAUUGCGUUUUUGGUUUGAUUGGCUUGUUUUUUUUAUUGACUCACGACGCAUUCUGAAAAUAGAAUUUAACAAGAAAACUCACUUGAAAAACCAACAACAGCAGAAAUGGAAAAAUUCAGCAGUAAUUUUACAAAAAAAAGUGAAAAGAGAGAGAGAGAGAAAAAAGUUUAACAAGAAAAAGUUGUAAUUUUAACGUAGUACAAAGAUUAAAUACGUAAGAAAAAAACUUUUUUAAAAAAAAGUCGUAAUAUGAAUUAAAAAAAACCUGUGAAUAAAGUUGUAAUUUUGGGGAAAACUCGGUUGGAGAAAAAGUUAUAAUGUCAUGAGAAUAAAGUGAAAAUAUUAUGGAAAUAAAGUCAAACUCGUAAUAUUAUAAGGAAAAAUAAUGUCAUUUUAGUGGCAUAAACUUGAAAUAUUAAAUAAAAAAUGCCUUAUUUGUAAAAAUUCUUAAUAUGAGAAACAAACAAAACUGAAGUUUUGGAAAAUUAGGUUGCAGAAAAACUUUAUAUUAUGGGAAUUAAGUCAUAAAUAGGAGAAGAAAAU
Molecule: messenger RNA, 4208 nt
Organism: Dunckerocampus dactyliophorus (ringed pipefish)
Lineage: Eukaryota; Metazoa; Chordata; Actinopteri; Syngnathiformes; Syngnathidae
Gene: ano5b
Product: anoctamin 5b
Exons: 21
Coding region: 227-2986 (919 amino acids)
Biological process (GO): chloride transmembrane transport
Cellular component (GO): plasma membrane
Molecular function (GO): protein dimerization activity; chloride channel activity
Source: RefSeq, a predicted model, not a curated record